Molecule: messenger RNA, 1842 nt
Organism: Gadus macrocephalus (Pacific cod)
Lineage: Eukaryota; Metazoa; Chordata; Actinopteri; Gadiformes; Gadidae
Gene: gpia
Product: glucose-6-phosphate isomerase a
Exons: 18
Coding region: 122-1783 (553 amino acids)
Biological process (GO): gluconeogenesis; glucose 6-phosphate metabolic process; glycolytic process
Cellular component (GO): cytosol
Molecular function (GO): carbohydrate derivative binding; glucose-6-phosphate isomerase activity; monosaccharide binding
Source: RefSeq, a predicted model, not a curated record
AUCCCGGUCCACCAUCUCCCAUUGCCUCACUGCACUGGGCUGUCAAAUAUCAUCGCUUUACACACAUAAACUUAUUUCCGACCAAGGUUUAAUUUGAGGGGACCGGUAUCAUCUCGGCACCAUGGGACUUACAAAUGAUCCAAACUAUCAGAAACUGGAGCAAUGGUACAAAGCCAACGUUGGAAACCUCAAUAUGAGGAAAAUGUUUGAAGCAGAGAGCGAUCGAUUCAGCAAAUUCAGUAAGACUCUUGCGACUGACGAUGGAGACAUCCUGCUGGAUUACUCCAAAAAUAUCAUCAACGAGGAUGUCAUGGCUAUUCUUUUUGCUAUGGCCAAGUCGAGGGGAGUUGAGGAGGCAAGAGAGAAGAUGUUCUCAGGGGAUAAAAUCAACUUCACAGAGGGUCGUGCUGUUCUCCACGUUGCCCUUCGUAAUCGCUCUAACACGCCCAUCCACGUGGACGGCAAAGACGUCAUGCCAGAGGUCAACGGGGUUCUGAACAAGAUGAAGGCCUUCUGUCAUAAAGUGCGCAGUGGCGAUUGGAAGGGCUUCAGUGGAAAGGCCAUCACGGAUGUGGUCAACAUCGGCAUCGGAGGCUCUGACCUAGGACCGCUCAUGGUUACGGAGGCCCUCAAGCCCUACUCUGAGGGAGGGCCAAACGUGUGGUUUGUGUCCAAUAUCGACGGCACACACCUCGCCAAGACCCUGGCUCAGCUCAACCCAGAGACCUCCCUCUUCAUCAUCGCCUCCAAGACGUUCACCACCCAGGAGACCAUCACUAACGCAGAGUCAGCGAGGGAAUGGUUCCUGAAGACUGCCAAGGACCAAGCCACCGUAGCCAAGCAUUUUGUGGCCCUCUCUACCAAUGCACCCAAAGUCAAGGAAUUCGGCAUUGACACCAACAACAUGUUUGAGUUCUGGGAUUGGGUUGGAGGCCGCUACUCGCUGUGGUCCGCCAUUGGUCUGUCCAUUGCACUGCACAUAGGCUUUGAAAACUUUGAGCAGCUUCUCUCUGGGGCUCACUGGAUGGACAACCAUUUCCGCAGCACUCCAUUAGAGCAGAACGUGCCGGUGCUGCUGGCGGUGCUUGGCAUCUGGUACAUCAACUUCUUCCAGGCGGAGACCCACGCCAUGCUGCCCUAUGACCAGUACAUGCACCGCUUCGCUGCCUACUUCCAGCAGGGGGACAUGGAGUCCAAUGGAAAGUACAUCACCAAAGAUGGUGCCCGGGUCGGUUACCACACCGGACCCAUCGUCUGGGGCGAGCCAGGCACCAACGGACAGCAUGCUUUCUACCAGCUCAUCCAUCAAGGCACCCGCAUGAUUCCUGCAGACUUCCUGAUUCCUGCCCAAUCCCAGAACCCAAUCAGAGACAGCCUUCACCAUAAGAUUCUGGCGGCCAACUUCCUGGCCCAGACUGAGGCGCUGAUGAAGGGGAAGACCUCUGAGGAGGCCCGCGGGGAGCUGGUGGCUGGGGGGCUGGGAGGAGAAGCCCUGGACAAGCUUCUGCCCCACAAAGUAUUCGAGGGGAACAAGCCUAGCAACUCCAUCGUCUUCAAGAAGUUGACUCCCUUCAUGCUGGGCGCACUGGUUGCCAUGUACGAGCACAAGAUCUUUGUACAGGGGGUGAUGUGGGAUAUCAACAGCUACGAUCAGUGGGGGGUGGAACUGGGAAAGCAGCUCGCCAAGAAGAUCGAACCGGAGUUGAAGAGCGCCGAUGAGAUCACCUCCCACGACUCCUCUACCAACGGGCUCAUCAGCUUCCUCAAGCAGAACUUCGCCUGACCUCCUCAUCAUCAUCCCCGGCCAUGUUGCCCCUUGCCAUGUCCACUGGUUGAGAGGUC